UUACUGUAACACACGAGCGCACACACAUAGUUCCCAUUAAGGAAAUGUGGUGUUUCAUGAUAAAGCGCUGUUAAAAAGUAAAGUGUGUGAAUUGAGGAUCAGUGUUUGUGUCGUCUCGGCUGGAGAAACACAGCUUUAAGCAUGCUCUUCAUCCUCUUCUUCCUCGUGUCUCGACACUCCGUGGUCAUGUCCAGCAAUGGUUGCCACAGUGACAGGGACAAAGACCACCGCCCCCGUGUGAGCUGUGUGACUCAGGGUCUAACCGCAGUGCCUGAUGGGAUAGAUCCUGGAACACAGACACUUGUCCUUUCCCAGAAUGCUCUUGACUCUCUCUCUUGGGCCAACUACACCAUUUUCACACAGCUGCAUGAGUUGGACUUGAGCCAAAAUUUGAUUAGCACCAUCGACCAAUCAGGUCCUGUGAUGAAUAACCUGCGUGUGUUGCGGCUGACUAAUAACACACUGACUUGUUUGGGUGGAGGUACAUUUAAAUCCACUCCAUCUCUCAUGGAGAUCUAUUUAGAUGGAAACACAAUCAGUUCCCUGGACAAUGAAGCAUUUCGUGACUUGCCGAACCUAGAGGUCAUUAACCUUUCCCGUAACAAGCUGCACAUUCUGCCCCCCCACCUGCUUCAGCACAUUUCCUCCAGCGGCCUAAAGCACUUUGACCUGGAAGAGAAUCAUGUCCAGCACCUUCCGGAUGAUUUUUUUACUUCAAAACCUGAACUCCCGUAUGUCUACCUUUCCAAAAAUGACUGGGUUUGCACCUGCCAGGUGAGUUACCUGCAGCGAUACCUGGAUGAUCAGGGUCAUAACGUUUACAAACACACAGGGGCUUUGGCCAUUGAGAAUGCUGUGGACAGUGUGGUGUGUUCUGCUCCGCCCAGACUUCAGGGUCAAGCUAUAGUGGACCUAUCAGAGGAGGAGUACUGCAGUUCACAUAGUGACUCACCACUGGGGGACAUGAUACCACUAGUUUUCCCAACAACUACGUUGAAUAAUGCUGAAUACGAAACCCCUUCUAUUUCAAUUGAACUAAAAAGCAUGAACCCAACAACUAUUCCAGCAAUAACCACUGAACCAGCUACACAAGAAGGCACUACUUCAAUUACUAAUACACCAAGAUAUACAUCAACAGCCGUUCAACAAAAUACACCCACUGAAGAAACUUCAGCAACAACUACGCCAAAGAUUAUCGAGUCUAGUACUACUCCUGGUUUCACUAGCUUAACCAACGAAAAAUCAACUACUACUACUACAUCAACAACCAUUCAACCAACUACACCAAUAACCACUGAUCCAACCACAUCAAUAAAUAUUACACCAACAACCUCGCAAACAACCUUUCACCCAACUACACCAGAGACUGCUAAGUCCAAAACUACACCUGUUCCGACUACACUAGCAACCAACAACCCAACAACUAGUAAUGCAGUUACCACAGUGGCACAGCUAGGAGGAGAGAUUCUCUCAGCGCAUGCUGAUGGCCAGCACUCAGUGCCAUGGUGCUGGUGGUUGUUUAUUACUGUUUUGCUGUUAUGUAUUUUCUCUGCCAUUUUCUCCAGCAUGCUGUUCCUGUGGCUUAUCAUCGCUUAUAUCAAACUUUACCAACCAAUCAAACGGCACAUCCAUGGCAGGCCGGAGGUGACACUGAAGGCGUACCAGGCCACAGUGGAUCCGUCACCGGUAGUGGGCAGACAUGAGGCAGAGAGAGUCCCGUUUUUACCCCGAGAGAUGAUACGAGAAACUCAACCAGUGUUCCGUUCUGUGCUGUUCAUCUCGAAAGGAGAUGAGGAUGGUGAAUCAGAUGAAUGGAGAGAGGGAAUGAGGAACAAAAAUGAAGAAAAGAAAAGAGAAACUGCUGCAGUGACUAAAAUAGACCUGCUGCCGGCAGUGACUCUGCACAGAGAGCGAGAGACGGAAGCCAAAGACAGGGAGGAAGUGUUUAGGAAAACUUUAUACAGGGUGAUAAGCAGAGAGGAAGAGAUAGAAGGAUGGAAAGAAGUAGAGGAGAACUGCUGGAUGGAGGAAAGAGACAAAGCUAGAAAAGAGGAAGAACUGGAGAGAGGAAAGACACGGUAUAGCCUGAUCCUCAGGGAGGAGAGAGGGAGUCUAAUGGAGGACAAAAGCGACGGGACAGAAUGGCUGGUGGGUGAGUGGGAGAUGAGAGGAGGAGUACACACAAGCUUGGGGUCUUUAAUGAGGAUGAAAGAAGGGGGUGGUCUUUCUGACUCCACCCACAUGGACACAACUGGGCCAGUGGCAGAAACCUCAGUCUGAGUUUUGUUCUUAAUGAUGUUCUCACAGUCAAAAAUAUAAAUUGCUAUUUCUAUUCAGUAUAUACUGUAUAUAUAUACAGUAGUUGUGUUUCUGAGAGGUUUUUUCUUUUAUAAAAAAUAGCCACAUUUGUUUAUUUUCUUGAAAUGAAAUUUUACUGUUUAAAAAUAUUUAAUUUUGUAAAAUUACUGAACAAUAAAAACAUUUGUUUCCUAA
Messenger RNA from Clarias gariepinus (North African catfish), 2493 nucleotides. RefSeq names its product platelet glycoprotein Ib alpha chain. Gene Ontology annotation, molecular function: protein binding. The transcript has 3 exons. NCBI's taxonomy places the organism in Eukaryota, Metazoa, Chordata, Actinopteri, Siluriformes, Clariidae. Bases 142 to 2280 code for a protein of 712 amino acids. Gene Ontology annotation, cellular component: plasma membrane. The record is from RefSeq and is a predicted model, not a curated record.